This is a messenger RNA of Cherax quadricarinatus, 2242 nucleotides long. The record is from RefSeq and is a predicted model, not a curated record. Lineage: Eukaryota; Metazoa; Arthropoda; Malacostraca; Decapoda; Parastacidae.
UAAUGAUAAAGUAUAAUGAAGUUAUGUUUGGUAUUAAAUUUUUGUUUCAGAAUACUUAACGAGUACCAGAUUGAGCUACCGACAUCACAAGGGGCCAGUGGUGGAAACAACCAGUCAGCAGUAGACUCUCCAGCAGCAACCAGACGUCUGCGCGCUCUCAGCCUCGCAGGGUACUCCAAUAAGACACAGGAUAGUCGACGCAUCAGUUUCACUAAUAGUUCAAUCAAGACACCAGCCACAGCAUUUAUGGGCAGCAGAGCAUCAAGAAGACGAGCUUCCCUCAUGCCAGACUUGAAGCCCUUUCAAGAACUUGCUGCUGUUGCAGCAGCAGCAGCAGCUGCUGCUGCUGCCUCUAGUUCUUCCAGUUCUUCACCUACUUCUAAAGACAAAACAGAAGAAAGUGAAAAGCCUUCUAAUGGGGUUUGGGCCAACAGUAUCACUGAGGAAGGCAGCGAGAGCGGUGAGGAAGGUAACGAGACGUCACAAUCCACCAAUAAAAAUUCAACCUCAAACUCGUCCAUAGCUAACACAUUAGCUCAGCUGCAUCCAGAGCUUUAUGCUGCUGCUGCUGCAGCUGCAUCACUCCCACAGGACUGUAAUCGAAGAUUCAGUGAAGAGUCAAAUAUAUCAUCAGCAUCAGAGUCCACAUCAGCAGAUGCACCAAUUUCCAAUACUCCACCAAUCCCAAAUCUCGGGCCACAACACUGGCUACUUGAGGCUCUGGAGGAUGUCAUAGGUUGGGUUCGUGGUGGACAGUGGCCGUACUCUCAACAACAAACUGUUCAGGGUGCUCGUUAUGCAUUUACAUCACUGUUGCUUUUGCUGGCAGCAUUCUUCCUUCUUUUAACUAUUUCUACAGGUGAUUUGAAAGUACCAUAUCCUUAUCAUCCUGGCUGGACAACAAUUCACCAUGUGCUUCAUCCAUUUGUAAGUCUACGAUAUGUGGGUACUCCACCCACGUGACUGAAUACUGUUUUAAAUGCUCUUGGACAAACUUUUAUUCACUUUUCAAAGUAGUAGUUCUAUAUUUGGGAAUCUUAGUCCUGCAGUCAAGUUUACAAAUUAUAAUUUUUUAUUAGUAAUCACUCAAAAGGUUACAUUUAAUAAGUCAUUAUUAAAUCUUGAAUUGGAGGGCAACUUGUACAUAUCUGUAACAAACUAUAUAGCUGAUUUCUUUUAUUUAUUAUAUUUACAGAAAGAAUUAAAUUUUUUCAUGUGUAACAUCUGUUUAAACUUUUGUCUUGUACAAGUUUUCUUAAAUGUAUUAAUUCAUAGUAGUCCUAUUUUAACUUGAAUAUAGACUGCUGAUUUAUUACAAUACUUUUCCUCCUUUACACUCAGUGUUAUACUGUAUAUAUUUUUUGUACUUAUAUGUAUAAUAAAUUUGAGUUUAGAAAUUCAAUACUAUUAUAUUUCUGAUUUGACAAAAAUGUAUUUAUAUUGCAAGUUGCAGCAAUAUAGAUGCAUUGACAAACUUGCUGAAAAGUUCAUGUAAAGAUGGCCAUUAUGCAAAAGUUUAUUAUGCUAAUGUGAAAAAUUGUCAGUUCUGUUUGAAUAGUUUUAUUUCUUUACAUGCAUACUGAUUGUAGGAAGGAAUCAUAUCAAGGUGCAGAUAAUGAAAACCAAAUAUCAUCUAGUUCCCUCUUACAUCCCUGAAUUAGUUCCUCUUAUUUGUGAAAGAAAUAUUAGUGCCAUUGUUUUACUUAACAGUUUUAUUUUACUGGUCAUAAGACUUUAGCUGUACAGGAAAACCCUGCAUAUACAACACCUUUUUCAGUGUUCCACACUUUUCUUGGCUUUAAAUCAAGCCAUUGUUGCACCCACUGGUGACUAUCGCCGGUGGGUGGAACAUAAUAAACAAUGGCUCAGUUUGAAGCCAACAAUAACAUAGAACACUGAAAAGAGGUGCUGUAUGUGCGAGGAACCUCCCAUCCACAUUCAUGUGUUCAACAUUAAUGCUAUUGUUUCUAUAUAUUGUGGAGAUUCAACAGAAAAAUGUGCUGAAUUUUGAACAUUGGUGAUUUUGUUUUGGAAGGAUUUAAAACUUAUUUUUGAUGCAGUACUUUACAUACAUAUUAGAUUAUAAGCCUUUUAUUUUCUGUGAUAAAUAGAAAUAGAACUAAAGUCAUUUAAUCCAAUAAAUUAUCCAUCUGUACCAUAUUUUUAGAUACGAUAUUUGAAGAACAUUAAUUUCAUCUUAAGAUACCCGAUGAAUAUUUAUUAAUAAACAUUAGAAAAACUA